Molecule: messenger RNA, 2459 nt
Organism: Maylandia zebra (zebra mbuna)
Lineage: Eukaryota; Metazoa; Chordata; Actinopteri; Cichliformes; Cichlidae
Gene: prkg2
Product: protein kinase cGMP-dependent 2
Biological process (GO): protein phosphorylation
Molecular function (GO): ATP binding; cGMP-dependent protein kinase activity
Source: RefSeq, a predicted model, not a curated record
GAGCAGGUGGAGCGCCUCUCUGCUGAUGUGCGGAUCCACGGACACGUUGUUCCUUCAUUUAACUCCUAAAAACCUCCGGGCUCUUCUGAAGGCUCUGAAAACUAAGCAGGUGGCAAUAUGGGGAACGGUUCAAUGAAAUCAAAGCGCUACAAACACACUGACGGCUGUGCGCACAAAGAUCACGGCGGUGGGUUCAAAAACUCGACCCUGGAUUUCCUGAGGGCCCGGGUGGAGGAGCUGGAGCGAGAGGGCAAGAGGAAGGAUGAGGAGCUUUGUGUCAAAGAGCAGCAGAUCAAAGGUCUCCAGGAGCAGCUGGCCAAACACACACGAGUGCUGGCCGAGAUGAGCGAGGAGCUGCAGAGUAAGUGCAUCCAGCUCAACAAACUGCAGGACGUGAUGAAGAGCGGAGCAUCGGCGGGUCUUGCUUCGAGGCCUCCUUCAGUCAAAGCCAGCAGCAGGGGCAGCCCCAACCUCAGCAUUCGCAUCAAGGAAACCCUGAACAGAAGGAAAGGCGCCAAAGCCGGGGUAUCUGCCGAACCCACAUCAAGAACCUACGACUCCAGCGGUCUGCCAAAGUUCUCCUUUGAGAAGGCUCGGGUACCAAAGGAUGCAAGUGUAAAGAAGCUGCUGACAGAUGCCCUCAACAAGAACCAAUACCUGAAGAGGCUGGAGCUGCAGCAGAUCAAAGACAUGGUGGAGUGCAUGUAUGAGCACACUUACCAGCAGGGAGAGUACGUCAUCAAGCAGGGAGAGCCUGGGAACCAUCUGUUUGUCCUGGCAGAUGGGAAGCUGGAUGUGUUUCAGCAUAACAAACUGAUCACAUCGAUAAUGGUGUGGACUGCGUUUGGGGAGUUAGCCAUUCUGUACAACUGCACGCGGACCGCAUCAGUGCGAGCUGUGAACAAAGUGAGGACGUGGGUUUUGGAUCGGGAAGUUUUCCAGAACAUUAUGAGGAGGACGGCCGAGACACGACACGAACAGUAUCGCAACUUCCUCCGAAGUGUUUCACUUUUGGCUAAUCUACCAGACGACAAGCUAAGCAAAAUAGUGGACUGCCUGGAGGUGGAAUACUAUGACAAAGGCGAGUACGUCAUCCGAGAGGGAGAGGAGGGCAGCACCUUUUACAUCAUCGCACAAGGAAAGGUGAAAGUGACCCAGACCACCGAGGCCCACAAGCUGCCACAGAUCAUCAACACGCUGCAGAAGGGAGACUACUUUGGAGAAAAAGCACUUAUAAGUGACGACGUCAGGUCUGCCAAUAUCAUUGCUGAUGAGAACGGGGUGGAGUGCCUCGUCAUCGACAGAGAGACAUUUGAUCAGACGGUGGGCACCUUCAAUGAGCUGCAGAAGUACCUCCAAGGGUACGUGGCAACACUCGAUCGCGACGACAAGAAGAGACAUGCCAAGAGGUCUGUGUCACGCCACCAAAGUCAGCCUCUGUCUCCUGACGUCAUCCAGCUGAAGGAACUGGUUUCCGAAUUCUCUUCAUCCAGGCCCUUUGAUCACCUGGAGGUCAUUGCUACCCUUGGGGUCGGCGGGUUUGGACGAGUAGAACUGGUGAAGGUGAAGACUGAGGAUGUCACCUUUGCACUCAAGAUCAUCAAAAAGAAGCACGUGGUGGACAACAGGCAGGAAGAACACAUCCACUCAGAGAGGAGGAUCCUCGCGGAGGCUCGCUCGCCUUUCAUAGUCAAACUGUAUCGCACAUUCAAGGAUAACAAAUAUGUGUACAUGCUGCUGGAGGCCUGUCUGGGUGGAGAGGUCUGGAGUCUGCUCAGGGACAGGGGCAGCUUUGAUGAAUCUGCUGCUAAAUUCUGCAUGGGCUGUGUCACGGAGGCUUUCGAGUACCUCCACCGGAAAGGUGUCCUCUACAGAGACCUGAAGCCUGAGAACCUCAUUCUGGAUUCUGAAGGAUACAUCAAACUGGUCGACUUUGGCUUUGCCAAGAAGAUCAGAUGUGGCCAGAAGACUUGGACCUUCUGUGGCACUCCAGAGUAUGUGGCACCAGAGAUCAUCCUCAACAAAGGCCACAACUUCAGUGUGGAUUUUUGGUCUUUGGGCAUCCUGGUGUUUGAGCUUCUUACCGGCAGUCCUCCGUUCUCAGGAAUUGACCAGAUGAUGACGUACACUUUCAUCUUGAGAGGCAUUGAGAAGAUGGACUUCCCGAAGAAGAUAACAAAGAGACCGGAGGACCUCAUACGCAAGCUAUGCAGGCGGAACCCCUCAGAGCGACUGGGUAAUCUCAAAAAUGGAAUAACUGAUAUUAAGAAGCACAGGUGGUUUAAUGGCUUCAACUGGGAGGGGCUGAAGGCAAGGACGUUACCAUCGCCACUGAAAAGAGAACUUACAGGACCAACAGAUCACAGUUACUUCGACAGCUACCCUCCAGAUGAUGACAGUCCUCCUGAUGAGCUGUCUGGUUGGGACAUGGACUUCUGAGGGCUUCUCCUCCAUCUUUC